Molecule: messenger RNA, 1548 nt
Organism: Pyrus x bretschneideri (Chinese white pear)
Lineage: Eukaryota; Viridiplantae; Streptophyta; Magnoliopsida; Rosales; Rosaceae
Product: protein JINGUBANG
Exons: 1
Coding region: 16-1329 (437 amino acids)
Molecular function (GO): protein binding
Source: RefSeq, a predicted model, not a curated record
AUCACCGACGCCGCCAUGAGGUCCCGAUCCUGGCUAGCCAUCUCCUCCACCACCCGUCACUCCACCGUCCCAUUCUCCAACCCCGAGACGCCACCGUCUCGGCCGAAACUCAAACCCUCCGAUACCAGCAGCUCCUCCGAUAUUCCCAGCACUAGUACCAGCGCCAGCGACAACGGCAGUAGCAGCCUCCAAAGCAACCUCUCCCUCCAGACGCUGCCAUCUGUCCUCUCCCUCCAGAAACUCUCCCCUCUAGACCCCCUCGAUCUCUCCGUCUCCCACCUCUGCUUCGCCACUCUCCCGCCCCGCCGCCCCUCCCUCCCAAUCACCUGCCUCGCCGUCCACCACAACCUCCUCUACGCCGCAUCGGGGCACGCGAUCAACGUCUACGAUCGUACGGACCACACGCUUCUCGAUUCAUUCAACGCCCACGAUGCCUCCUCGGGAUCCGUUAAGUCCGUUAAUUUUUCCGACGGCAAUAUCUUCACUUCACACCAGAACUCCAAAAUCCGAGUCUGGCAGUUGACGGCGGGAAAACAGCACAAGCUUUUCAACUCCCUCCCCACAGUCAAUGACCGUUUGCGCCGCUUCGUCCUCCCCAAGAACUACGUGACCGUCCGCCGCCACAAGAAAUGCCUCUGGAUCCAACACGCCGACGCCGUCACCGGCAUCGCCGUCUACAACGGCCUGAUUUACUCAGUAUCCUGGGACAAGAGCCUGAAGAUUUGGCGGGACUCGGAUCUCCGCUGCAUCGAGUCGGUCAAGGCACACGAGGACGCCGUGAACGCGGUGGUGGUGUCGAACGACGGGACGGUGUACACCGGGUCGGCGGAUUGUCGGAUCAGGGUGUGGUCCAAACCAUUCGGGGAGAAGCGCCACGUGUUGAUGGCGACGCUGGAGAAGCACAAGUCGGCAGUGAACGCCUUGGCCUUAAACGACGACGGAUCGGUGCUGUUUUCGGGGGCUUGCGACCGUUCAAUCCUGGUGUGGGAGAGGGAAGACAGCGCCAACCACAUGGCGGUGACGGGGGCGCUGAGAGGUCACCGGAAGGCUAUACUGUGUAUGAUCAACGUCGGGGAUUUGUUGUUCAGUGGGUCGGCUGAUCGGACGGUGAGGGUGUGGCAACGCGGCGAGGACGGGAGUUUUUGUUGUUUGGCGGUUUUGGAGGGGCACGUGAAGCCGGUGAAGUCGUUAGUGGCGGUUAAAGACGAGGGGUCGAACGGCAUCGUUACGGUUUACAGUGGGAGCUUGGAUGGAGAAGUGAAGGCGUGGCAUGUCUCGGUUUCGAAUGUGAACAGUGCGCGGGGCCUACUGUCUCAGUUGAAAAUGUAAUUGAUUAGAUUAAUUAAUUACAAUUUACGUAAAGCUUACUGCGAUCAUAAUCUGGUUUUAUGGAUGUGAUUUGUAUUUUUUAAUUUUUGAUAGAGAUGUGAUUUGUUAGAUAAUUGUUGCAUGGUACGUAAAUACCGCAAUCUUUUGGUUUGUUUAAGUCGUUCAGACGUGUUUUGGUACGUUGAUUAAAAGAUUGAUUAGCAACUAUUAAAAAAAAUA